AAAGUCACCUGUAGGGUGCGCCAUUGAGAAGCUGGUGACAUACAACAGUUCGUCCAUUUCGACCAAAGCAGGGAGAAGAACGGGCGCAUCCACUGAACAUAUCAUAGGAGUCCCUGAAAUUUCUGGCGCGAACGACCUUUACUGGCAGUCGAUAUUUUAAGGGAGUCCAUUAUGGAAAACCGAAGUGCCCCAAAAAGCCUCUUAGAAGGUGUACAGAUGUCCUCAUCGUGGGUCAAGGUCAACAGAGGUGGUCAAACUCAGAGGCCAGCUGGCAACAAAAGUGUUCGUGGACGUGGGGGUGGACCUGGUGGCCCUGCUGGUCCUGCUGGUCCUGGGGGGCGUGGACGGAUUCCACAUCUUCUUAAUAUUAGUCCAUACAAACCAUUUCAGAAGGCCCCGUAUCCCGUGAGAGAAGGUGAUUAUGCACAGGAAGACAACAGCUUUGAAGAGCUCUUUGGACAGCGUGCUGAUUAUUCUGGUGGAGACGAUUAUUAUGAACGUUAUCAGUAUCAAAGUGAAGAAUAUACAGAAGAUGAUCGUCGUGAGAAAUUGUAUCUCCAGUUCUACAAACAGAUUGAGAAAGAGUAUGAUAAAGAGAGACCUUCAGACUGUGUCAUCAUCUCAAUCAGCAAGCAGCAAGUGGAAUAUGCAAAAAUGAUAGGCCAUCGUUUGCAGGACCUUGGCCUUUCAGUGGAAAUGAUCUACCUUAACUCAGAGUCUGUUCUCACCCGUGCACUCCAAGAAGUAAAAAAUGAUGGUUCCUUAUUUUGUAUUCUCGUCGAGCAAUCAAAUGUAGCGCUUUCUUCUUGCACCGUAAUCAUACUUCAUGAGUCUAUCAAAAUACACCGCAAUAUGCCAACAGAGGAUGCCAUGUCCCUGAUAUCCAAGGAGUAUCGAAAAGUUCUCGCUGAGCGUGUAGAGCAAGAGAGAAAUGAGAUUGCUUGUAAGGCAGCUGAUUUAGCAGAUGAUUACUUGGAACGUGAAGCCUAUGAGGGUUACAAGGUGCCUUUAGGCAUGAGACAUCUUCUCUUCCUAAUGAGUGAAGGAAAAUACUUGUAUCCUGAAGAACUUGCUUCAAUAAGUGAGUUUGUGAAGACCAAGAUUGAUGAAGUUGAAGGUGCACAGGGUGCAAAGCCUCAGACCAAGCCACCACCUCUUUUUGCUACCACCGUCAACAAGCCUGGUCUUUUGGGUCCUGGACCCACUCCACCAAAACGCCCAUUGUUGGAUCGGCCACUGAUGGGAGACCGUCCUUUGAUGGGUGACAGACCUCUGAUGGGAGACCGUCCUUUGAUGGGUGACAGACCGCUGAUGGGAGACCGUCCUUUGAUGGGUGACAGACCACUGAUGGGGGAUAGACCGCUGAUGGGAGAUCGGCCCCUUAUGGGAGACCGUCCUAUGAUGGGUAUUCCUCCUGUCAGACCCCCUGCCCCAAUUCGUAUGGGAGGCAAGCCAAAGCCUUUGCUUGGCUGAAAUGAAAGGACCUUGAAUAAUGUAAAUGUGACAUACUGCAGUGAGGCUAUUUUUGUUUUUACUAUUUGUACAAUAGAAAAUUUCAGUUUUGUUAUCUGUAUAUUGUUUUAUAUUUUAACAGUUCACGUUUUUUCAUGUGUUUUGGUUCAUAAAGCUUGCCAUUUGAAAAUAAUGUAGAUUAAUGUUAAAUUUUUUAUCAUUCCUGUGUAAAUGCAGUCAGACGUUUCCAUUUAAGACUCUCGAACAGUAGCCUGUUUUCUAAAUUAACCAAAAGUUUAUGCCUUUUCGUGUACAUGAAUAAAAUUUUUUUCUGAGACUGAAUAGCUUGGUUGUUCCCUAAAUUAGGUCGUUCGUUUUUACCAUUUACCUCCAACUGCAAUAAAGUUUUUAUUUGGUA
This is a messenger RNA of Protopterus annectens (West African lungfish), 1870 nucleotides long. Its product is annotated as nuclear receptor coactivator 5-like. The record is from RefSeq and is a predicted model, not a curated record. NCBI's taxonomy places the organism in Eukaryota, Metazoa, Chordata, Ceratodontiformes, Protopteridae. Bases 172 to 1473 code for a protein of 433 amino acids. The transcript is spliced from 11 exons.